Messenger RNA from Eucalyptus grandis, 2168 nucleotides. Its product is annotated as calmodulin-binding protein 60 D. The transcript has 14 exons. Gene Ontology annotation, biological process: regulation of salicylic acid biosynthetic process. The coding region runs from base 119 to 1918 and encodes 599 amino acids. Gene Ontology annotation, molecular function: sequence-specific DNA binding; calmodulin binding; DNA-binding transcription factor activity. Lineage: Eukaryota; Viridiplantae; Streptophyta; Magnoliopsida; Myrtales; Myrtaceae. Gene Ontology annotation, cellular component: nucleus. The record is from RefSeq and is a predicted model, not a curated record.
GAUUACAAACGCUUUCCUUUGAGAUCGACUUCGUUGAUUAACUGUUUACCGUCUCAUUCGUUUCUCCAGAAACCAAACAAUCCCAAACUUCAGACACUUCAUUACUUCUUGUUAAGCGAUGCAGAAGAGAGCUUCGGCUUCCACUUCUUCGGGCCAAGCAAGUCUACUGAAGAGGCCACGCUUGGCUCCAAUUGAUCAAGUAUGGUCCCUGUGUGAGAGGAAUCUUGAGCCAAGGAGCUUUUUCACGGAGGAGGAUGUCCGCAGAGUGGUAAGAGAAGAGCUGGAGCAUGCUAAAUCUCACUCAGCUGAAUAUUGUCAAAGUUGCACUGGGAAUGCUCCUGAAGAUAUAGUGCGCUCAUUUGAGAAUGCUGUUCAGAAACUGGUUAGAGAAGAGCUGGAGCGUGCCAAAUCUCACUGCGCUGAAUAUUGUCAAAGUUGCAGUGGGAAUGCUCUCAAAGAUAUAUUGCAACAGAUAGGCUUAAUGAAGAUUGCUGUUCAGAAAUUGACAGAAACAGUGGAGCUUGCAAAUAAUCAGUCUCCCCACCUUGGAAGGGUUAAUGCUAAAUCUAUGGGAAAGAAUGAUGUAAGAAACUUACGGCUUCAACUUCAAACCAAACUGCCCGGUCCUCUAUUUACCGGAAAGAAACUAGAAGGAGAGGGGGGUGCUCGCAUUUCUGUUGCCUUGAUUGAUGCGAACACAGGGGAUGUUGUUACAUCAGGCCCGGAAUCCUCCAUGAAGUUGGACGUUGUCGUGCUUGAAGGUGACUUCAACAAAGAUGAUGGUGAUGACUGGGCUCAACAAGAGUUUGAGAACUACAUGGUUAAAGAACGUGAACGAAAGGGACCACUUUUGAUAGGAGAUCUCCUAGUGCCGCUCAAGGGAGGUGUUGGAGAGCUGGGAGAACUGAUAUUUACUGACAAUUCCAGCUGGAAUAGGAGUAAAAGAUUCAGGAUAGGGCUUAAGGUGGCAUCGGGUUAUUGUGUGAAUACACGAAUCCGAGAAGCCAAAACAGAUGCCUUUCGUGUCAAGGAACAUAGAGGAGAAGCAUCCAAGAAACAUAAUUUACCUGCAUUUGACGAUGAGGUCUGGAGGUUGAAGAUGAUUGCCAAGGAUGGGAAAUAUCACCAAAAACUGAAUGAAGCUGGAAUACAUAAAGUGGGGGACUUUCUACUGCAAUUGUUUACGGACCCCAUGAAACUGAAAGAGAUUCUUGGGAUGAGCUUAAAUUCAACAAACUGGGAUACCCUUGAAAAUCAUGCAAAGAGUUGCAAAACAAAUUGGAAACUUUAUUUGUACUAUCCUGAUGGUGUGAGAAAGCCUGGUGCUGUCUUCAACACUGAUCGUGAACUGAUCGGCCUAACUAAAGAUAGGAUAUAUUGUGCUUCUCAUCGACUUUCUGCCGAUGAAAAGGAACAUGGAGAUACAAUUGUGAAAGAGGCCUUUGAUAACUGGAAUGAUGUUAUGGAGUUCAAUGGAGAAACCUUUUCUUGUUCAGUGCAGAGGAAAAGCUCAAGCUCUUUUUCAUCUCAAGUCUUACAAGUUGAAAAUUUUUCCCUUGUUCAAUGUAAAUUGACUCCACAAAUCUGUGCCACUCCAGUUGGUCCGGAAGCUUCUCUGGCAAAUGUGGGCUCUGCUGCUGAAUUUCUAGGUGAUCAACAAUGCUGCCAUCCAGUUCACGACAAUAUGCUUCUGCCGAGAUUGGCCAGUCAAGUUGCUUUGGUAGUACCUCCUGAAAGUUCAGCAUCGAUAGUGGAAGUGGCAUUGCUGCUGCUCGAUUGCCAACAGAAUCACAAAGUCUCAAUUCCCCAAAUGCCACGCCGAAGCAAAUUAUUGACAGUUCAAACCAAGUGGAGCCUUCAACAGAUGAAAAUAUACAGCCGUUCGGACCACUGCAUGAGUCAACACCAAACUUCCUAGAUUUCAAUUUUGGAGAUGACGUGAUAUGUUGGCUACCAUGAGGUGAUUGAGGGCUUAAAUCUUCUGGCUACUCACCAAGCACUGCUUGCUCCUGGACAAAUUCCCUGGAUUCAACGUUCAGGGCAUUGGCUAAGUAGAUUUCUUAUUAAUCUCAAUAAUGUGAGUUGAACCAUGUUUAGUGCAUCAGAAACUUGUGAGUUAUUGGAUGAAAUGAUGACUUAUAUUUCAAUUAAUUGAAGUAUUAGCACUA